Molecule: messenger RNA, 773 nt
Organism: Protobothrops mucrosquamatus (brown spotted pit viper)
Lineage: Eukaryota; Metazoa; Chordata; Lepidosauria; Squamata; Viperidae
Product: myelin P2 protein-like
Exons: 4
Coding region: 1-399 (132 amino acids)
Biological process (GO): fatty acid transport
Cellular component (GO): nucleus; cytosol
Molecular function (GO): fatty acid binding
Source: RefSeq, a predicted model, not a curated record
AUGUGCAACAAAUUUGUGGGAAGCUGGAAACUCAUCUCUAGUGAAAAUUUUGAUGAUUACAUGAAAGAAUUGGGAGUGGGAUUGGCGACUAGGAAACUUGGUAACUUGGCAAAACCUAAAACCAUCAUCAGCAUGAAGGGUGAUGAGGUCACAAUCAGAACAGAAAGUGCCUUUAAAAAUACACAGAUCAUAUUUAAGUUGGGUCAAGAAUUUCAAGAAACCACAGCUGAUGGCAGGAAAACCAAGACUGUUGUAACCUUAGAAAAAGGAGCACUGGUUCAAGUGCAGAAAUGGAAUGGCAAAGAAUCGACAAUAAGGAGGAAACUAAUUGAUGGGAGAAUGGUGGUGGAAUGCAUCAUGAAAGGAGCCCUGUGUACAAGAGUUUAUGAAAAAAUGUGACAAAACUCGAAGUUUAUACCCGAUGAGACUAGUUCUUCAAUCCACAUCAUUUCCUUGAGUGGCUGAGGAAUUGCCAUUUCUUUUCACCUUUUCCCUUUGUGCCUUUUACAGGAGAGCAACUAAGCUAUAAGUAUUCAUUUUAAAAAAUUAAGAAAGUAGAUCACAUUUGAGACUAAACACAUGCUUACCAUUGUAUAAAUGUGUAAUUUUGGUGAGAUUAAAUGGUUGCAUUCAGCCUUCCUGAACAUCCCGUUAAUGAGUUGUUCUUAUUCCGUAGUGAUGCACUGUUGCACUAGUGAAUCUAUAGACAUUUUACAUAGAAAGAAGCAUAUUUAUAUUUUCUUUAAAUGGCACGUUAUAUAGUCCAGGUGUGC